CCAGCCCAAACCAGCUGGACCAGCUCUCCCGGUGCCUGACCGCAGCCCCCCCACUCCUGCCAGCCAAGUCACAGCCUCCAUCCAGGGCACCUUCAGGCAGGCAAGCAGGUAGUGAGUCCUGAUCUUGGACAUCUGAGACCAGAACGUGGGCUUCUGGGCAGAGAUGGCCCUGCAGAGCCAGGUGUGGUCUCCGGCCACACCCAUACCCAUGGCCGAGAGCUCCCUCUACCGGCAGCGACUAGAGGUCAUCGCGGAGAAGCGGCGGCUGCAGGAAGAGAUCCGUGCGGCGCGCGGGGAGCUGGAGGAGGAGAAACUCCGCGUGGAGCGGCUCAAGAGGAAGUCUCUUCGGGAGCGGUGGCUAAUGGACGGGGCUGAGGGACCCGAGGGACCGGAGGAAGCCACCUUGCAAGACCCCCAGACCCCCGAGGGCCAAGCGCAGGACCGCAUCCGGAACCUGGAAGACAGCUUGUUCACACUCCAGUCUCAGCUGCAGCUGUUGCAAAGUGCGUCCACAGGUGCCCAGCACAAGCCCUCUGGCAGGCCCAUCUGGCGCCGACAGGGUCCUCGUCCACUCUCCCAGCCCACUGUGGAGGCAGGUACUGAAGGUCAGACUGAUCUGAACAAGAGAGCCUCCUUGCCAGCAGAACCAGUGGGCACAUCCCUGGAGUCCCUGGCUGAGCCCAGAGAUGAGGCUGUUGGGGUUCUGCCAGCCCUGAGGCAGGUCCCUGGGGCAGCAGAGGUCCCCUCAGAAGCCAAUGGCCCCUGCCCCAGACCCAGCCCCCCUCUGGAGCAGGAGCACAAUCAGGGGGUGACAGCAGCGUAUGGGGGUGUGGUACAGGUGGUAUGGGAAGGGCUGAGGGCUACAGAGGACUGUGCCAGGCGGGCCACGGGCCCAGAGCUGGAGGCUAAGGUAGAGGAGAUGGUGCUGGAGGCCAUUGGGGACAGGCUGGAAGCCAGCCGUCCCGAGCUCCCGUCCUGGGUGAAGGAGGACAGGGGUGUGGUGGAGGUGGUCUGGGAAGGGGUGGGAGGCACCGAGGCCAGCGACUCGGAGGCUUCAGGGGAGGCCGGCAGGGGCCCACAGACAGCGCAGACCAGCUCCCCGAGGCUCCAGGAGGGACCAGAGGGAGCAGCGUCUGGAAAAGGGGAAGGGCCCCCCAGGGGCAGCCCUGAUGGCUUCAGGCAGGGGGGCUCUGGAGGAGAGGAGGGAUCCUUUAUUUGGGUGGAGAGAGUGACCCUCAGCGAGGACUGGGAGGAACUGCUGGUCGAAGGGCUGGAAGGGCCGAGGGCACUGGGGAAGGAGGGAGGAGAGGAGAGUCCUCUGGGGCUGGGGAGGUUGGGAGGCGAGGAAACCUGGGACAUGGAGAGGAGACAGGCAGAGGAGUCACUGGGCACCUGGAAGAAAGGAAGUGAGGAAAAGGCAGGGGCAGAGUGGGAAGGAAUAGAGGUGUCGCUGGUGGCGGAGAAGAAAGGAAGGGAGGAGCCCUUGAAGCCAGAGAGGAGAGGAGGGGAGGGGAAGGUGGAGACCGAGAGGGAAGGCAUUGCGGAACCACUGGGAGUAGAAAGCAAGGCAGCUGAGGGGUCACUGAGGCCUGAGGAGGAAGGAGGUGAGGAAACGCUCGGGGCGGAGGAGAAGGGCGUUGAGGAAGCACAGGUUGUAGAGAAGAAGGGGGAUGAAGGAAAGCUAGAGGCGACUGAAGAACCAUUGACGACAGAGAGGACGGAGGGUGAGGGGUCACUAACAGUAGAAAGAACAGGAGGUGAGGAGUCACGGGAUGAAGAGAAAAAAGGAGAUGAGGAAUCACCGAAGGCAGAGAGAACAGGAGGUGAGGAGCCACUGGAGGCAGAGAAGAGCCAAGAGGUCAAGGAAGAUGUGAGUCCAGAGGAGCAGAGAAAGCCUGGAAUUGGAGAAGACUGUCAGGCAGAGGAGGUGAGUGAGGCAGGGGCUGCCCUGGGGGCCAAGGAAGAGCUAAGGCCGGAGGAGGAAGGACCACAGCAGUCCCAGGAGAAACAGGAAGGCCCGCCGGAGGAGGAAGCAGUGAAGCCUCAAACCCCUGCUGAGGGCCAGGACCCCUCAGGGGAUGCCACACCCCUCCUGGCAGAGACCCCAGCUCCCGAGCAGCCCACCGAGCAGCCCACCGAGUGCCAGCCACUGCUUCUGGUGGAGGAGCCGAAGGCCAACCCCAGUGCCCACCCCGUGCCCACCUAUGCACCUGCCCAGCAGCCCGAGCCCUCUGCUCCGCCCGAGGGUGAAGAGGCAAGUGGCCCGAAGCAAAAGACGUGCCAGUGUUGUGCGGUGAUGUGAGUCCAUGCCCUCCACCCCACGCCUCGCUCUUCUCACAGCUACCUCGGCCUCUUGGCAUCCAGCAGAGGGUUUCCCAGGCACAGACAGGGCAUAUGGGACUGGCCAUGGCAUCUGGGAGCCUGCUGGCCCACACCUCCACCUCCACCUGGGCUUCUGGACCCCUUGCCCACACUGCCUGUGACCCUGGCUCCCUUCUCCAACUAAACCUUUAUACUUGAAAAUAAAAUAUUAAAGCAU
Myotis davidii is the source of this 2539-nucleotide messenger RNA. RefSeq names its product paralemmin 3 (gene PALM3). Bases 164 to 2302 code for a protein of 712 amino acids. Lineage: Eukaryota; Metazoa; Chordata; Mammalia; Chiroptera; Vespertilionidae. The record is from RefSeq and is a predicted model, not a curated record. Gene Ontology annotation, cellular component: membrane. The transcript has 8 exons. Gene Ontology annotation, biological process: Toll signaling pathway; negative regulation of cytokine-mediated signaling pathway; regulation of cell shape.